Molecule: messenger RNA, 1779 nt
Organism: Truncatella angustata
Lineage: Eukaryota; Fungi; Ascomycota; Sordariomycetes; Amphisphaeriales; Sporocadaceae
Product: WD40-repeat-containing domain protein
Exons: 7
Coding region: 1-1779 (592 amino acids)
Biological process (GO): positive regulation of anaphase-promoting complex-dependent catabolic process; positive regulation of ubiquitin protein ligase activity; anaphase-promoting complex-dependent catabolic process
Cellular component (GO): anaphase-promoting complex
Molecular function (GO): ubiquitin ligase activator activity; protein binding; anaphase-promoting complex binding
Source: RefSeq, a predicted model, not a curated record
AUGAACGGGUCCCAGAGAGGGCUGGCGACAGCUGCUGAUCGCUUCCUGCCCAACAGUCAAAGUCCACUUCCCAUAUCUGAUCACUUUCGAACCAUGAAAGAAUCGCAUAAGCUCUCAACACCUGAGCGGUUACUUCGGCAUCAGGACGCCACCCCAGAUCCAUUCGUCUUUAGAUCUCCCUGUCCCAAACCUGAUACAGUAACAGUUAGUGGGGGAACGAUCUGGUCUGUCGGCGGCACUGCACCAGGGUCUAUGGCAAUUGACGGUGGUCGGGGCCAAUAUAUGAGCAGCGGAACCAACGCACCCCUUUACAGUAUGCCAUUUUCGGCCCUACGGCCACGUUCUGAAGAACGCCAGGAAAAGCACGAAGGAAGACUCGCACAAGCAUUGAACAUGAAUCGAGUACAGCGCGUUAUCCAUCACCAUGGCUCCUCUACAUUUCAGCCUCGUAGAAGGAGGAAUAAAUGCCGGGCUUCAAGAAACGUAUCCAGGACAACCUGGACUGGUUCUGAAUGGUCCAAUGACAAGCACCUCCCCAAAAAGCGUGUAAAAAAGCAGCGAACCAUUCCCAAUCCUCCUUUCAGGGUCCUUGAUGCCCCUGGGCUUCGAGACGAUUUUUACUGCUCAAUCAUGGCCUAUUCUCCAACUUGCAACAUUCUUGCCAUUGGUCUUGGGAACCUUUUGUACGGCUGGUCAGAACCUACUGGUACAUCACUGCUAAAUCCAGGUGUUCGAGAUGGAUCAUGGCUUACUUCUGUGGCAUUUUCAUCUACUGAAGGCGGCAAGUCCAUAUUGGCAUAUGGACGAUCAAACGGUUACAUUGGUCUACUUUCCUUGUUCGACAGUAUGAUUCCUCGCUUUGAAGCCGCACACCCCCACCCUGUCUCGUGCAUGAGCUGGCGUCCAGUCACCACCAUGCGACCUUCGCUAAAUCCUUUCAAUUCCGGAGUCCCAGCUUAUACCGAGGAUCUCCUCGUUGGUGAAGAGGCUGGCGAUGAAGUUGCCCGAGAUACCUGGCAUGGGUCAAUGUCCUUGCUGGCUCGCGUCAAGGUUCACGCACAACAGAUUUGUGGUCUCGCAUGGUCACCUGACGGCGAAAUGUUCGUUACAGGAGGCAACGACAACAUGUGUUGCCUCUUCAGGGCAGAAAAAAUUCUAGUUCCCCGGGUCAAAACUUGGCACGCGUCGGCGGCCCUUCACUGCUGGCCACAUCUAGCUGCUGUCAAGGCUAUAGCAUUUUGUCCUUGGCGUCCCCACCUACUCGCCACUGGUGGUGGCUCGAACGACAAGAUGAUUCAUUUCUACCACAGCACAUCUGGAACGACCUUGGCCACCAUAUCCGUCAGCGCUCAGGUCACCAGCCUCGUUUGGAGCACCACUCGUCGAGAAAUCGCUGCCACGUUCGGCUAUGCUCAACCCGACCACGCAAUUCGGAUAGCCGUGUUCAGCUGGCCGGACUGCCAAAUGGUUGCAAGCGUAAAGUGGGACGGCGAACACCGUGCCCUCUAUGCUGUUCCGUAUCCAGGAAACCUAUCUCCGACAUCACAUACACAAUCGGACAACUCCGAAUCCCGAGCUCAUCGACAACGGCAGUCCAGCCGAGGAUUACGUGAUCGUCGAUCGCGGAAGGGGAAGGGAGGAAUGGCAGAAGGUUGCUUGAUCGUUGCGGCGAGCGAUAAGAGUGAGGUCGACAGCGGGGUGGGAACGGGCAUCAUGGGCGGGAGCGACAUCAUUGAGAUGACGGAGGGCAUCGAUAAGGAGGGCGACAUUAUUCGUUGA